Raphanus sativus (radish) is the source of this 2186-nucleotide messenger RNA. Its product is annotated as serine/threonine/tyrosine-protein kinase HT1. Gene Ontology annotation, molecular function: protein kinase activity; ATP binding. The coding region runs from base 593 to 1759 and encodes 388 amino acids. The transcript is spliced from 3 exons. Lineage: Eukaryota; Viridiplantae; Streptophyta; Magnoliopsida; Brassicales; Brassicaceae. The record is from RefSeq and is a predicted model, not a curated record. Gene Ontology annotation, biological process: protein phosphorylation.
UUAUAACUCUUUCUCUGAAAAGGCCAGCUUUUGAACAAAGCAAUCACGAGAAACCUUUGAAUAUCUCUUACUUUGGAUCCGUUCCUUGCUCACUUUGGUUUCUCCUUUAACUUCCAAAACACAACUCGUAUCAAAACCUCUCUGGUGCAUUUCCAUCUUCUCGUGUCCUUUUCCCCGGAAAAUUUCUUCCCUCCUACGUUGAUUUUCCCGGAAAACUUUCCUUGUGUUCUUCUAUCUACUAGGAAAAAAAAGAAGAUGAAACCCAUUUGUUUCCCUCUCUGUUUCUGUUUCCUUCCUGUAAAAGUCUCCUCUUUUUGACAUAAUCUUUUCUUUGUUUAACUUAUUAAAAACCUCUGUUUAAACAUUUCUUCCCCUGAUUCUGUUUUCUUUUCCCGAGAAAAUUAAUGAAACGGCCGCUAUAUAAUCGGGAGAUCCUAUCGAACCCAUGUUUCUGAAUCAGUUCAUGCACUUCUUGAAAUCUAUUCACACUUUCAGAAGGAAAACCCUAGUUUAACAAAAACCCUAGAUCCCCUGCUUUCAAAAAACCCUACCUUGUAACCCAAGCAAAAACUCUCCUCUGGUUUUUUUCAACAUGCCUGGUUCAUGUUUCAACCCGUUUCGACGGUCUCUAAGAUCCAAGUUCUCUCCACAGCCUUCCUUCUCGGACUUAUCCGCUAACCCGUCUUCCUCAAAACCCAACCGGUACGCAGAAAGCGAGACGAUGGAGAAGAAGAGAUUCGACAGUAUGGAGUCAUGGUCGAUGAUUCUCGAGUCCGAGAACGUGGAGACGUGGGAAGCUUCUAAAGGCGAAAGAGAGGAAUGGACCGCAGAUCUUUCGCAGCUUUUUAUCGGAAACAAGUUUGCUUCCGGAGCGCACAGCAGAAUCUAUAGAGGGAUCUACAAACAAAGAGCCGUCGCUGUGAAGAUGGUGAGGAUCCCUACACACAAGGAAGAGACAAGGGCUAAACUCGAACAGCAGUUUAAGUCCGAGGUUGCUCUGCUUUCUCGUCUCUUUCACCCUAACAUCGUCCAGUUUAUUGCGGCGUGCAAGAAACCUCCCGUAUACUGCAUAAUAACAGAGUACAUGUCCCAAGGAAACCUCCGAAUGUACCUAAACAAGAAAGAGCCUUACUCGCUCUCGAUAGAGACUGUGCUAAGGCUGGCUCUAGACAUCUCAAGGGGAAUGGAGUAUCUUCACUCACAGGGUGUUAUCCACAGAGACCUAAAGUCCAACAAUUUGCUUUUGAAUGAUGAAAUGAGAGUCAAAGUUGCAGAUUUUGGGACCUCUUGUCUUGAGACGCAAUGCAGAGAGACCAAGGGUAAUAUGGGAACUUAUCGGUGGAUGGCUCCGGAGAUGAUCAAGGAGAAGCCUUACACAAGAAAAGUCGAUGUUUAUAGCUUCGGUAUCGUUCUAUGGGAACUCACCACUGCAUUGCUUCCGUUCCAAGGCAUGACUCCAGUGCAAGCCGCAUUCGCAGUCGCUGAAAAGAACGAGAGACCGCCACUGCCGGCGAGCUGUCAACCAGCACUUGCUCACCUGAUCAAGAGGUGUUGGUCAGAGAACCCUUCCAAGCGGCCGGACUUCUCAAACAUUGUGGCGGUGCUAGAGAAGUACGACGAGUGUGUCAAAGAAGGACUGCCUCUGACGUCACACGCAAGCCUCACCAAGACCAAAAACGCUAUUCUUGAUCGCCUUAAAGGCUGCGUCUCAUCCAUCAGCUCAACAUCCUCUUCCUCCUCUGUUCCUGUAAAUGCUUAAUAAUUCGAAGUUUUUUUUUGCCAAAAGUAAUUCAAAGUUGUUUAGUACCAUAACAUCUACGCGUGCCAUGAUUCGGUUAACACAUAAUUAAUUAGACUGGUUAAAUUUGUAUAAUCUAUAUUAAUAGUCAAUAAUUUCUCUUCUCAUUCCUUCUCCCUUCUUGUCUCCACCAAUCUCAAAGUGUUUGCACCUCUUAACUGAGUGUUGAGAGAAAUGCUUACAUGUUUGGCACUGGAGCCUCAGGACAAUCUUCUUGGUUCUCUUAGCCUUCUUGUGGAAAACGGGCUUGGUCUGACCACCAUAUCCAGACUGUUUGCGGUCAUAACAACGUUUCCCUCGGGCAGCAAGACUGUUUUAACCCCUCUUGUACUGGGUCACCUUAUGCAAGAUAUGUUGGGGAAUGUCCUAAAUAUAUUUGUAUUUACGU